Cavia porcellus (domestic guinea pig) is the source of this 9894-nucleotide messenger RNA. RefSeq names its product potassium calcium-activated channel subfamily M regulatory beta subunit 3 (gene Kcnmb3). Lineage: Eukaryota; Metazoa; Chordata; Mammalia; Rodentia; Caviidae. The record is from RefSeq and is a predicted model, not a curated record. Gene Ontology annotation, biological process: detection of calcium ion; potassium ion transport. Gene Ontology annotation, cellular component: membrane; voltage-gated potassium channel complex. Gene Ontology annotation, molecular function: potassium channel regulator activity; calcium-activated potassium channel activity. The transcript has 7 exons. Bases 1520 to 2425 code for a protein of 301 amino acids.
UGAGGCGGGGGCGGGCCGGGGGCGGGCCGGGAGCCUCUUGGAGGGCCGGCCUGGGCGGGGCCGCCAGACCCAGUCCCGGGCCCCGCGCCCUCUGCCGGCUCCUCCGCGGCGCCGCAGGCCUCUUCUGAGCCAGGUGCUGCCCCCCUGGGCCUGGGCGCUGCGGGGGCGUCACGGGACCCGACAGCGCGAGCCAGGGCGCCCAUGGAAGUGGAGCUGUCCUCCUCAGCCUGCCCGACCUCCCCGCCCGGAGAGGUGGAGCGCGACCGGCAGUGCACAGCGGGCGCGGAGCACCAGCUGCCCCGAAGGCGCCGCAGCGUGACCCGCGAGGCAGCCGGCCCCGCGUCGCCGCUUUGCAGAGGCCCGCUGGAGACGCGCCCCGGGCAAGGCUGAAAGCUGAGACCUAGAGUGCCGAGAGGGUCCGGCCCGCUGCCCGGGCUCCGGAAAUCUGGCGCUUUCAGUGCUUUCCGGCCGGCGUGCGGUUCCGUGAGCAGUUGUAGGAAGGGUUAAAAUUCAGUGAACACAAAUAGGAUUGCGAACACACGUUUAAAAAUUAUCUCAGGGGCCGAGGCGUAGCUGAGUGGCAGAGUGUGUGCUCCGCGUGCUAAAAGACACUGGGAUUGAUCUCCAGCACCCCCAAAACUGAGCUGUUGAGUGUGAUCAUAUGUUAAUUCUUUUUUAAAUUUAGAUUUUUCCAGAGUGCAUGCUUGUAGUGAUUACAUUCACCGUGGAGUUUUUUUUUUUUUUCCUUUCCUUUUGGUGCGGUGCUGAGAAUCGAAUCCAGGCCUUCGUGGUGUGCAUGCACCUACCACGAGCAAAUGCCCAGCCAAUUCUUUGGACAACAGGCUGAAAUUGUCCAGUUGGGUUUACAGGUUAGAAAAGUGAAUUUCAGACAGGCUGAAGACGGCUGUCAGUUUUUCGAAGCUAAUCCUCCAGCUUCAAAUAAUUAUUAAAUGAAUAAAAGAGACCUUGUAGAAUAUCAGUUGCUCAAGGUCACUUGCAAAGUCAGAACUGUCAGAAAGGCAGUUUUAUAUUCACAUCUACUGUGCUUUUUCGGACAAUCACAUAUUAAUCAAAUAUCCAACUGCUGGAAAGUAAUAACCUCACUCCUAUCUCUUACCUCCCUUUCAGGAAAGAAAGCUAUCCAGUACUUGAAAGAGACACUAGUUGUGAAAGAGACACAAAUUGUUUGUGAGGCUCAAUUUCAAGACCUCUUGUGUUUAAUCAACUGAAAUAAAAUUUCUUUUGGAAUCAGGAAUCAAAUUCAGGACUUUGCACUUACUUGCCAGUUCUUACUACUUUUUUUCGAAGAAGACGCCCACUUUUGAAUUGAGACCCUGAGUUUAGUGCCAAAUAAUCACAAAGAAGAAAAAAAAGGCAAGAGAGAAGGGCUGGAGAUGUGGCUCAGAGCGCUUUGAGUAGUCUUCAGAGAUUAUACCACAGUUGGCACAUUGUUUUACUUAUUGCACAAGAUGCUCAUGAAGAUAGCAGAUCUUAAGCUUCCAAUCCUCUCAAUGAUUACAUGCACCUCUUCCAAGCAAGGAUGUCUUACAGGGGAAGAAUGAGGAGUCAGGUGAACUCGCCGCUCUCUGACAGACCGUGGACAGCCUGUUCUUUUGCUUGGAAGGAGACAUUACUUCAUCCUACGAGGACAGCUUUUUCUAUCCCUGGGAAGAAGAGGUACAGAGACUACAGCAAUGGAGAGCUACCAGAUGUGCACAAGAAACUGCCGUCCAGUGCAGGAGAGGACAGAGCCGUGCUGCUGGGGCUUGCUAUGAUGGCUUUCUCAGUCCUGAUGUUCUUCUUGCUUGGAACAAAGAUCCUGAAACCUUUCAUACUCAGCACGUUGAGAGAAGAAUCAAACUGCACAACCAUCCACACACGUAUCAUGGAGGACUGGCUGGACUGUGCUUUCAGCUGUGGCGUGGGCUGCAGAGGUCAGGGGAAGUAUCCGUGUCUUCAGGUGUUCGUGAACCUCACGCACUCAGGUCAGAAAGCUCUUCUACACUACAAUGAAGAGGCUGUCCAGUUCAAUUCCCAGUGCUUUUACACACCGAAGUGCCACCAAGAUAGGGAUGAUUUACUCAGCGGUGUUCUGGACAUAAAGGAAUUCUUCGAUCACAAAAAUGGAACCUCUUUUUCAUGCUUCUACAGUCCGGACAGCCAAUCUGAAGAUGUCAUUCUUAUAAAAAGAUAUGAUCAAAUGGUUAUCUUCCACUGUUUAUUUUGGCCUUCACUGACUCUGCUAGGUGGUGCCCUGAUUGUUGGCAUGGUGAGAUUAACACAGCACCUGUCCUUACUCUGUGAAAAAUUUAGCCCCACAGUCAGAGAUGAAGAGGGUGGUAAGGUACCCUCCAUCAGACAGCAUCCAUACAAACUGUGGAGUGCGGACAAGAGCAAAGGAAGAAACAGAGAAAUCUUAAGAUAAUGGCCAAAUUAAAGUGUUGGCUCCAGACCAACACUUUACUGCAACAGCCCUUCCCUGGCGGACUGUCCCCAGCCGGGUGCAGAAUUCAAGGGCAUCUGUAAGGAUCAAUGCAGUGGAAGACCUAAUUAUGCCUGCUUGCAAACUAACUACAUAUAGGGUAAAGUUACAUUUUCAUGUGGGAAGUUUCUUAAAAGCCUUUUUCUGUAUUCUACAAAUAUGUCAAAUUCAUGCAUCAUCUAUCUUUUCUACUCUAAAUCUCUUUCCUUAUGAGCCACCCUACAGGUCAGAUGAGUUCAAGGUAGUUAUUGAUCUAAUUUCAGAUCUAGCUGGAAGCUGUCCGUAUGAAAAUGAAUGAUGAUAAAGGUAUCUAAUCUGCUGAAUUCUCAGCCUAACUCUAGGCACAUGAAAACAUUUUCAUGAAGCCAAUCCUCAGUGAAGAACAGUUCAUUACAAGAACUAAGAAUCAGGACACUUAAGAAAAUGUGGACCUACCGCAUUUAUUAGUUUGCUGUUUCUUCACCAUUCACCAUAAGAGGAAGGCUGUUCCCUAGAAAAUUCAGUAAAUUUAGUGAUUUAUACGUAGCUUUGCCAUAGGUUUUUUUUCAGAAUUAUUCUCAUGGAUUAUGCUUUUCAUAAGCUCACUUCAUCCUGUGCACAUUCAGGUAGAAGCAGCAGCACUGACUAGAAAUGUGAAGGAAGAAACAGCUAUACUGGAUUCCAACAUACUUUAGAAAAUCUGCACUGCAGGAAAGUUCAAUGGAUAGUCAAAAACUGUCUGUACUUUAAUGAAUGAAUCAACCAUGAUUAUUCUAAAUGAUGGUAUUACAGGACCCAAGUACUUUUCAGAUCAAGCUGCAAAUAUGAGCUGAGAACAGAGUUUGUUCUAAUUUUUCCAAUACAUCUCAGUGUCUUCAUAUUCUCACUAAAAAGCCGGGGCAUAGUAGUGUACGUGUAUAAUCCCAGUGCUCUGGGAGCUGAAGGUAGGAGAAUCAUAAAUUUGAGUUAAGCUUGGCAACUUAGCAAGGCCCUGUUUCAAAAGAAGUGAGCAAAUAAAUACACGUGGGCAGGCUGGGGAUGUAGCUCAGUGUGAUGGCCCUAGGCUCAAUCUCUAUUAUCAAAAAACAAAAACAAAAAAGUAAUUUAUAUGUAGAUAUAAUCGAGACAAGCUUUGAUUCUAAGUCAGCUUAGUGUCUUUUAGUAAUUAAUUUCAAGCCAUAAAUCAGCAAACUGAGUAUUAAGUAGAACAAUAUUGACUAGUUAUGAACAAUCUUGGUCUUCCAUUCUCUUUCUAAUGUGCAAAGAAUACAUCUCAGAGUAGAUUCAUUUUAAUUUGCAGGCCAUAAUUACAAGUUCUUGGACAUACAUCCUUGGGCAAAUCAGCUAAUCUGUUAAAACCUCUGUUCUCUUAUCUGUACCAUGGGGAUGGUCUCUUCUUUCAUUAUUUUAAAGCACAAGGUGGGGGUAAAUGAAACAGUUUCUGGUAUCUAGUAAAGGUACUUAAAACUGCUAGUAGCUGAAAAAAAAAUCUUGUGCAGAGCUGUAAUAGUCAGAUUUGGAACUUUUCAUGGCAUAGCAGGAAGGGCAGGAGGCUGGGUAGGGUGCUGGAAGAGCAGGUUCUUCUGCCCACUCCCCCAUUCUUUUGGCUAUAUGUGAUACAUAUAUUUAUGGCUCAGAAGUUGCUGCUUAAACGUUGUAGUAGAUUAUUUUGUAUGCUAGAGAUUUUCCUGUAAUACAACACAUGUAUACAUGUACAUUUUAAAUCAUUCUGAAAAUGGAGAUUCUGUGGUUUUCUUAAAAGCGUAUCACCAUUCUGUUUCUUGUACAUUUUAGCAAUAUAAUUUUUCUCCUAACAAAUGCAAGCUAAAGUACAUGCUGCAAUUACUUUCAGUUUUCUAUUCAGAUAGUGACCACUUGGUUCAUCUCAGGAAAGAAAUUAUACUCAGGGAACAAUGUCAAUUUAAAGUUCAAAUAAUUUGGCAUAUCAGUAAAAUUUAAUCAGUGAUAUGCUUCAAUGCUUAAAAGUAACAAAUACCAAAAACAAUGUGCAUCAGUGGUCAAAGAAAGGUUCAGACUUACCUUUAGCAAUGUUUAAUGAUAACUGAAAGCAAAAUCAGUUUGCUUCUAGCCUAACUUCUUUAGGCUCUGGCCCUCAAACGACUUGAAAAAAAGAUUAUAUACUUAUAUGCAUAUAUACAAACAUUCACACUCAUAUAUGUCUGCAUAAAAUACAAGUAUAUAAUUCUUUAUGCUUAAAUAAAGUAUCUAAACAUAAUUUUCUUAUAUUCAUCAUUUUACCAGGGCAGAAAAGUUGGCUUUUAAGGCAUAAUUGUUUUAGGUUUUCAAACAAAUAUUCUUAGUCAUUUUUGAAAAGAACACAAAUCCGGCUCAAUUUUGAUUAUUUACAAUACUAGUUUGGUUUUAGAGAAAUGGAAAAAUAGAAUUAUCACAGCUUUUUCUUUACAUAAUACACUACGUUAGGACACAAGUCAAGGUAUUUUUUUUUUUUUAAUAAACAGCGUGAUGUUACAGACUGCAAAGUUAAAGAAAAGCAGACAUUGACAGGUUCUAAUGAGCACAAACAAACAAUAAGUGCAGUCACAGGCCAAACUUCUUGCUAGGAAGAGCAAGACUGGGAAGAGGUCUUAAAUUUAGUGCUAUUGUUCUAUAUUCUCAACAUAAUAACACAUGCAUCUUGCUGUGUCAAAUAGUUUGGGGGCCAUCAUAAAGAGGAUAUCAAAAACAAGUUUUCUUAACUAAUGCAUUAUAUCACAGGAUUUCAAUUCAUUGAAUGAACAGAAUAUAGAGAAAUAGACUUGCUACAAUUAAUGGGGCUAAAGAAAAGGCCAGUUAGAGCUCCUUGUUCAAGCUUCUGUCGUGAACAACUGAUGUGUCAGCAGUCUUUUGGUAGCAUUACACUCCCAGGAUAUGAAGGUGUCAGGUCCCAGAGGGCAUGUUCUUUUGGAUUUUAUUUAACCAAAUUAAGUGUGAAGACUGAACUGCACUGAAACCAUUAACUGCACAAAAAAUGUGAGCUCAAUGGCAAGAAAAAAAUUUUCUGAUAAAUGCCAAGUUCUUCAACUACUCUUAGAACAUAAAUCUGGUGAGGAACUUUCUAAAAAUGAAAUCAGUAGAUGGUGACCACACUUAGAAAUUCAUACACAAAUGAAAGAGUUUAGUCAUAUUAAAGACAUUUUCAUGUGAAACACCGAAGGGUUUUUGUCUCCUUGCUAACCUAGAAGGCUCAACAAAAAUAAGAAUACCUAAAAAUAUAUAUGGUUUUGCCACAAAAUUAUUGCAGUGACAGAUUAGAUGAGGCUGCAGAUUGAUAGACUUCACUUAGCUUACAAAAUUAUUUUAAAACUUUUUCUGUACUUACCAACAUGAAGAAUGGAUUCUGUUGGCAGUGAAAACUCAGUUACACUGAACUAGACUAUACAUACAUACACUGGACUAAUUUUACCCCCCCUCCCCCACGAAAACUCUUACAUGUAGUUGUGUAAAAAUUACAAGUAAGAAAAUAUCAUUAUGACUCACACCUGCUCCUUUCUGCUAACUAAUGUGGCUAACCUAUUAACACACCUAAAACUAAGCAACAGGAAUGGUGCUGCACUAAAAAGGAAGUGCAAAACUUUAAUCAAGUGGAACACUUGAAUGAAAUAAAUAAGUUUAUUUAAAGACUAACAUCCCAACUUGGGAGACUCCGGAUGAAUUCUAAACUCUUCUGAAUUUUAGAACCUUAAUAUUCAUUUACAUCUUUUAUAAAAGACUCCUCUUGACUAGAACUUGCAAUGUGUGCACAAAUAGAAAUUAUGCAUAAACACACAUAUGAAACACACUAGUUAUGGAGAAAAGAGAAUAAAUGGAUUUUAAACACCAAAUUUGAGAACCUAGUGCUAUGAACUUCUUCACACUACAUUACAGCCUUUUCCGAAGGACUCUAGCAAUAGUUAAAUUUUAGCCAAAAAAUUUUUAAUAUCUCCAGCACCAUUAAAAACAAGACAUGCCAACUUUGACUUUGUAAAUCCAAAAUAAAGUGCUUGGAAAAAUUUGUCAUGUAAGAGCCUGAAGUACUGAAUUUUAACUCAUCUAUUUUUUCUCUCCUAACUUUCUAAGGUACAGUUACCAAUCCAAUUUUUUUUUUUUGUCUUUUUCGUUUUUAUUGGUACCAGGGAUCAAACUCACGACUGCCUGCUUGCAAGGCAGGCGCUUAUGUUGCUGAGCUAAAUCCCCAGCCCUUACCAAUCCAAUUUUAUUGGGACCAUAUCUACCUUGAAUGAAAUCCUAAUAAUCUUUUCAGAAAGUGGAAAUAAUUUUUAUGACCAAAGAAAACAACCUUCCCAGAUCAUGGCACAUAAAGAUGUAUUUACAGUUUUAAUGUAGUGAUUAAAAUGGUUUUGUUUGUACUUUAAGAAAAACAGCCCAGCUGUAACAUCCUUUUACCAAGAAUUAUUAUUGAGGAGGCCGUCAGUGCUGAAUUGUAUAGUUCAGCCUUCACAACCCAUCCUUGAUGAAGAGUUAAUUUCCUCGUAGUACGAACAGUAUAUAUUCACAGCUUCCAGCCUUCCCUUAGACGUGCCCCGUCUGGGAAGGAUGGACAUAAAGAAUGCAGUUCAUUCAAAUAACCCCUCCCUGUUCUGUCCCUCCCUUCACAUUGGUAAGCUCCAAAACAUCUGAAGUAUGAACAAUUGACUUAAAUAGAAGCACCACCAUCUAUUAACACCAUAUACUGUUUUAAAACUGAAUUAUUUUAGUAAUAUCUUGGACAUCAAGAUAAUUUUUUAAGGUGGACUUCAAGUUUGUGGGUCCAGCCCGGGUCUACAGUUUGUGUACACACAGAAAAGGAACUUAUAAUAUUCAGAAAAAGUUAACAUACUAGCUUGAACAUACUGCUAGAAAGUAAAUUUCUUUCAAAAAUUGGCAAGCAGGGGUUACUGAUCAAAAUAUGAAUAAAAUGGAUAUACAAAAUCAUUAUGUAAAAAAAAAUCCAAGUUUAUGUGCUGUGAAAUUUCCAUCAUGCCUUUAACACAGGCUGCUUACAAUUUUUUAAAAAAAUAAUGCCAAAUUAGUCAGAUUUUGAUGGAAAAAGAACACAGAUGGACUGUGUUUUACCUAUGUAAAAAUCCAUCUAUUUAAAAUAAAGUCCAAGAGGGUAUACACAAUCUAAUCAAACGAUCAUUUCCUGAUUAAUAAGAACUACACUUUACACAAAAUACUUUAUCAGCAGCUGUUUUCAUCAAAAUUUCAAUAGUCAUAGUUUCACAGUUGAAAGUUACACAUUAAAAUAUUUUACAAUUCAUUAUAUAUUCACCAGUUUCCCAUUUCCUAAUGAGAUUGUAAUAUAAAGCAGAAUAAAGGGAAAACCUUAAUUACUCUGACACUAAGUUUUACAUAGGACACUCAGAACCAGAAAAAGCUUAGGUUCUGUCAUAAAAUAGCAACCAAAUUCCAUUCUUCUUUUAAAAAAAAUCCAAUAGAAACAUCUUAUUUUUUUUAAAAAACCCAAAUUUCACAAUAAUAUUAACAGAUUUCAAAUUAACAGCAGUCUAAAAAUACUCAAAAUGAAUGCUUUCAUACAGCUGAGGAUAUGGUAAAAAGUGAUUUUUAACCAGUUGACUAUUUUCUUGCUACACUGUAUUUAAAGCUAGGCUUUUUUCUUUAGAUAUGAUUUUUCCUUCCAAACUAAUUACUGAAGGAAUAUUUCUCAAGUAAUGAAACUGUAGAGCCAAUAGUCAACUACAUCAUGGUUGAUGACACACAGGGCCAGCGACAUCAGCUGACCUCUGACUCUCAAGUACCUGGAAGUGGCUGUAUCAUCGCAGACUUGAAACAGGUCUUAGUCACCCGGUGGAGCUUUCCAUUCAAUUUUUGGUCUUCGCUUUUCUGAACACUCCCUGUCCUCCUCUGUUGCUCAGAUCAUUAAUCUAUAUUCUUUACAGAAUUUAUCUAUGCUUCUUCAACUCAAAUUAAUUUGGUUGUAAUAACUCAAAAAUAAACAUAUGUAAUGAAAUAAGCUAUGUGGCUUGUGUGUUUUAAUGGUGAAGAGGUCCUAGGGGGAUAGAAGAUGGGCAACUAUCUGAACUAAGGUGAAAGAAAUGUAAAAACUGUACAGAUUUUGUGCAUGGAGGCUCAAGGCUUUUUUGGCACUUGAGUAAAACACAAUUCUCUAAUUCUUCAGUUUCCACCAUCAAAGUUUCAGCUCUGUACCAUUUGUACUCAGUUUUCUAUUAAUCAAUCCCUGAUAUAGAAAAGGCUGGGAUGUUAGUAUACUGCAUAUAUCUAAAUAACACAAAACAUUAACUGUUUAAACAAUGAAACCUCUAUUAGCAGAAGAAUCUGGCUUUCAAUUUAAAACAAGGGAUUAAAUUCUGCAUAACUAUUUCAAGACAGUUUACAGAAAUAAGUUCCCCUAGUCUUCAGUUUUUUUUCAUGGUGGCAUUAUAUACAUGCUUUAGUGAAGUAUCUAAAUCUUCAUUAAUUAUGCCCUUUAAGGGUUCUAAAAUAGCCAGAUAUUAAGAGUAUUUGAUUAGAGUCCCUUGUUCACUAUUCAAGACUUCUACAGAUAUCUGGUUUCACAGAAGAAUAUUUUUAAAGUGAUGCUGUUUUACUAGGUUAUACAAUGUGCACUCUUUAUAAGGUUGUUCUCCAAUAAAUGCCUAGUCUAGAAAACUGUCAGUAAAUUAUUGCACUUUAUUCAUUUUGGUGUGGCACCCAGGAAUUUGCUAAAGCUACUUCUUAGAACAUUAGUCACUCAUUUGAAAUACUGAAUAAAAUAUCAGAUCCUAGAAUGAUGACUAGCAUUAACUCCUGCAUAUUGGGUGAAUAUUUUUCAAAAUGUUUAAGAAUGUGUUCUGUGCUCAAAUGGGAUUUAAUGAAGUUGGGAUGAGACCUGAUCACUUGGGAAACAAGAUAUGAUUUGAAAAUGAUUUAAUGUUCUUCUUUUAAUAUUGAAAUAUGGAUAAAUAUCUUUAAAAAUAAAAAGUUGGCUUCUAUUCUGUAACAUUAUAAAAUACUAUUCAUGAGCAGGUCUCGGUAGAGGGGUUUAAGCAGUCAGGAUGAUAGUAUAAAUUGUGAAGUUUGGUAACGAAUUUCACAUGACUGAGCCAUUCCAACUAAAAAAGGAUGGAUGAUAAGGGAAUCAUGUGAAAAAACAGACAGAAAGGAAAAGAUGGCGGAGUUCAAUCUGCUUCCUGUAAAUCGUUAUACACUGGGUACGGGUAUAAAUGGGAUGGUGCUUGAGCCUCAUCUAUAGCCCAAGAGGAAAGCUGAUGCUGCUACAAACAAUAAAAAUUUGGGUGCAAAACAAUGCAUGACUAUGGGACAGAUUAUGUAAAUAAAGAAUAUAUAUUAAUGAUAGUUUCUAUAAUAUAAAUAGCCUUUAAUAAAAAAAAUAAUCUUUUUAAUAACAUUAAUACUCACUUCUAUUUCCUGGAAAACAUGCAUGAAAAAAUGUAUUCAGUUCAAUUGCAAAA